Messenger RNA from Fusarium sp. VM40, 1368 nucleotides. NCBI's taxonomy places the organism in Eukaryota, Fungi, Ascomycota, Sordariomycetes, Hypocreales, Nectriaceae. The record is from the annotation of a GenBank genome assembly.
AUGGACGAGAUAUCAGCUUUCAUGGAUCGCCACCCUACUUCAUACCGUUCGACGAACGAUAAAUUCUACCUCGAAGCGUUCUGUAAGGGGGCCAGCUUCUUACUUGACAAUUCCAACAUACAUGCCUUACAAAACUUUCACCUGGCGCAUAUCGAUGAACCAAAAGCGUGGGUUUCAGACCGAAACUACUGGCUCUCUCAAGACGGAGCAGCCGUUAGCACUUGGUAUGGAAACGUUUUGGGCCGCCAUGACCUCUAUAAGGUGCUGCAGAAUGAGCGCUUUCGUGACAACUCGGCAGGUGAGAUGAUUGGACCACCUCGACAGUUAUUUAUCAGUAAUCCCGACGGUGCCAGUGUACUGGCCAUCCUGAGGACAGCACCUCAUGCUCACGUCGAUGGUCUUAGAGACCUUCUUGCCAACUAUAUUCAGUCAAGUCCUGCGCCGAAUCUGACAAUGAGGGUUUCAAACUUCUGGAACAAAAGUUUCGUGAUCAACAUCACUCUACCUUUCUUCGCAAUCAGCCCCUCAAGUAUGCAGGAUAAGCGCAUAUUCAACACUAGCAAGCACAGGUUUCGUGCCCGCUACCGACUGGAUUCUUUGAAUCUUCAAGAUCCACGUUCACGUCUGGGUUGUGGCCAAAGUUACUCAUUCCAAGACAAGCUCGUACUGCAUGAAGCUGUCUUCGCCAUGACGACAACAGGGCCUAGUGAACGCCACUGGACGACAUAUUGUUUCGAUGAGCAUUUCUUUGCCGACGAGCCACGCCUAGAGGGAGAAGACGAAGACGAAGACGAACAGGGAGAGGAGGAGGAGGAUGAUGAGGAUGAUGAAGAAGACGACGACGAGGAACCUCCCGCAAACAUCGAUCCAAUAUUAACCGAGCCGGAGCUCAACGUCAACUCCUGGCUACCUAGACAAUAUUCUCUUGUGGCCUUGGCGACACAGCUCGAAAGGAUUUCUGGAUAUCACUCAGAUGUCCAUGAAGUAUUCAAGCACAAUCUCGAUCUCUAUAUGGCUAGUGCGGAGGAUGGCAUUGCUGACAACAUCUAUCCCUCUGUAAAACAGGAUUGGAAAGGUUUCCCAGAACUCCUGGGCAGAGUAAUAUUCUGUAACAUGAAUGUGACAAAAGAGAUCGACAAUUUCCUGGAAACGGAUAUCCAGUUGUGCCCAAACGGAUUGCCCCAGGGCGUCCUUUGGCAAAGCCUUCGAACUGAUGUGAGAUCAUUGAAGUCUUUGGAAGAAAUCAAAACCUGCCGGAACAGGCUACGAGCCCUCGGAGGCAAACUGGAACAAAUCAAGGAGUCGUUCGAAGAAUUGCGACGCGGGGUUAGUCACUUCAAGCUCAAUCACAGCCCCUUUAUGCAGUGA